UGCAUCGUUGGGCUUGUCUGGCCUGAAUACCAGUUGGGAGAUCUCUGGAGGCUACAACGCCUAAUUUAGAUCCUUUAAGAUAUUAAACCAGCCCGUCCCCACCUUAGUAGCCUACAUAAAUCAACCUUCUAUCCCCUCUGCAAUCAAAUUUGUCCGUACAGACCUUUUGCCAUUCUGCAACCAAUUCAUCAUGUCUGAGAAACAGAACAACGACCUAGAGCAACAGGCUGCCCAGCCCGUGGCCACCACGGAGUGGUCAAACUCAUUCUGGGAUUGCUGCUCCCCCACAGAUACAUGCCUUAUUGGAUGGUGUGGGCCAUGCUGUCUCUUCGGCAAGACCCAAUCUCGACUCGAGGACCCUGCUCUGAAAGAGCACAGCUACGUCAACGGUCACUGCUGCUUGUACGCCCUCCUCAGUUACUGCGGUUUCUACUGGGUCCUCCUUAUGAUCAAACGGGGUGAACUGCGGAAACGUUUCGGGAUCGAAGGAUCGGGCCUCCAGGACUGCUUCGAAUCAUACUGCUGCCCUUGCUGCACUCUCGUACAGCAGGAGAAGGAAGUCGAGGCGCGUUCGAACAAUCCCCAGGGAGGUUACCAGGCUCCUGCGGGAAUGACUUAUCCUCAGUGAUGAUUUUGGAGGACGUGGUUUCUUAUUGGUUUCUUUCUUUCUUCUUAUAUAUCCCUUUAGUUAAAACAAUUA
Aspergillus wentii DTO 134E9 is the source of this 700-nucleotide messenger RNA. RefSeq names its product PLAC8 family protein. Bases 191 to 628 code for a protein of 145 amino acids. The record is from RefSeq and is a predicted model, not a curated record. The transcript has 3 exons. Lineage: Eukaryota; Fungi; Ascomycota; Eurotiomycetes; Eurotiales; Aspergillaceae.